ACCGUCGAGCAACGGCGGUCCUCUGCGAAAGACAACCACUGUGUGAAAUACAUUUGUGAUGCACACAGUCCGCCCGCCGAGCUGCAUUGUAUCUCUAGCGUCACAUAGCUCCGAGACGAGACUGAUCAGUCCCUGCUGCAUCUCCGGAGCUGCAUUGACGAUUUUUUUUUCUAAUCUAAUUUCGCGUUACCUCAAGAAAACCUCAGUGUAGAGGUGUACAUAUUCGAGUGUAUUUCAACAGCGCAUUUACUUUAAUAAUCGCACAAAGAAAACACCAGACGAACAGAAGCUUUGCUUUCUCGUUAAGCGGACACGAUGGGGAAACAGAACAGCAAACUGACCCCCGAAGUCAUGGAGGACUUGGUGAAGAGCACGGAAUUUAACGAGCACGAGCUCAAACAGUGGUACAAGGGCUUCCUGAAGGACUGUCCCAGCGGCCGGCUGAACCUCGACGAGUUCCAGCAGCUCUACGUCAAGUUCUUCCCAUACGGUGACGCGUCGAAGUUCGCUCAGCACGCGUUCAGGACCUUUGACAAAAACGGCGACGGCACCAUCGACUUCCGGGAGUUCAUCUGCGCGCUGUCCAUCACCUCCCGCGGAAGCUUCGAGCAGAAGCUCAACUGGGCCUUCAACAUGUACGACCUGGACGGAGACGGCAAGAUAACACGAGUGGAGAUGUUGGAGAUCAUUGAGGCGAUUUACAAAAUGGUGGGGACGGUGAUCAUGAUGAAGAUGAACGAGGACGGGCUGACGCCAGAGCAGCGGGUGGACAAGAUCUUCAGCAAGAUGGACAAGAACAACGACGACCAGAUCUCGCUGGAGGAGUUCAAGGAGGCGGCGAAGAGCGACCCCUCCAUCGUACUCCUCCUCCAGUGUGACCUCCAGAAAUGAGUGGGAGGGGGGAAAGUGUGGACACGCCCCCCCCCCCAGGACUGCACAGAAGAUAAAUGUUCCAUUCAGUUUGCAGCUAUUUCCACUGAAGAAAAAAAAAAUGCUUGGACUACCUUUCAAUGGAUCCGCUUCUUGUGUUUGAAAACACUUGUGUGCAUGAGAAUGUCAUUUGCUAAAGAAUUUUACACACAAACACGAGCAAACACACACAGACAUACAUGCAAACACACACCACGUACACAUAUAUAUAAAAAAACACAUACAUAUAUAAAUAUAAAUAUAUAUAUAUAAAUAUAUAUUAAAUUAAAGAAAAAACUGCCAAAAUGUGAACAGUGUGCAAAGUCAUCUCCAUUCAAUCUCACUCCACUGACGCUUGCGCAUCAGUGAUGUUGAACUACGCUAAUAUUUAUUGUUCAUGUUUACAGCACUAGCUAUGUGUUUCAUAUACUGAGUAAUGUUAACCAAACCAAAUUCCCAUGGUAAUGUAACUGUUUCUAAUAAGCCAUUUAUCCAUUCUCCUUAAGAAGAAUUAGAUCUGGAUGGACAAAGAGAUGGAUCCUGAAUAGUCCACCUGUUCCUUCUUAAUGUACUUGUACUGAUGGUGAAUAUAAAUGUAGUUUAUUUGCAUGCCUCUAGGUUCCGCCUUAAAAAUAAUCUCUCCUCAUUUUGCAUCCUAUAAAUUUAAUCAAGACAAAGCCUUAUCAAGGAAAUGCAGUUAAAAAUAGAUAUAAGAAAAUAAAAAUAGGAAAGGUCAUAUUGCACUAGGUCCUUUAUUAAACAGUAUUGUUGUAUGGGAUAUAUAUUUGUGAUUCGUUGAGCCAUUUUUGACUGCUGUACCUGUGGGAGCAUGUUUCCUUAUAAAUACUAGUAUGUGUUGCUAAAUUUAUUGUAGCACCCCUCUUUAAAAUCUGUCACUUCACAAGCCCCGUGGCAAUUUUCUUGGAUGAGGAGAAUUAAUUUUAAUGUGGCAAAUUUCGAAUGGCAAAACCAGCAGUACGUCGUUGGCCAUUGCGCCAGAUUAUGUGUCACUUAUCCCAUGCGAACGCACGAGCACCCGAGGACAAAGCCAAGGCCACUUUGUCUAUAAGGCACGACCGACAAGACCCCAGACAAAGAUCAAUCGGAAUCUGUUGCUUAGUAACGAAAUGCGGAAAUAGCGUUUGUCCGCAUUUCGUUUUACAAUUUGCCUUUUCCUGCCACCCAAUGAACACACAGGUUGCAUAUCAUUAGGAUUAACUCAGUAGAGCUUUACUCCAGUUUAUGCCUUCAGUGUCAGAAAGGAAGAGAGGGAGGGAGGGAGGGAGGGAGGGAGAGAGGUAGAAAAGGUAGGCAAGGCCACGCGUUCCGCGAGACAUCCACUGUUCUCACACUCUGUUUCGUCUCUCGAGCGUCGAACGAGCGAAUAGCGCAGAAAGAAGGCCUCGCAAACGCGGUUCCUUUUUCAGUGUAGCGAGUGCCAAAGCCCUUAAGCCACACAUUGGUAUGCAUUUUGCAUUUACAAUGUACUACAUUCUUUGUUUUGUACAAUUUUUAUUUUAUUUUUUAUUAUUAUUACCCUCCCACCCCCCUUCCACAUCUUCACUUCCAUUAAAGAAAACUGUAUAUAGACUCAUUAUUUUAAAAGGUGCAGUGUUCUCUACACAAAAGGCGGCCACCAGGCACUGGCUCCAGUCUCUAGGGCUUGAUGCACACUGUUCCAUAACAUACUGUGUCAGUGGAGGAGAAGCAAUGAAGUUUAUCGCUGCUUGAUGUUAUUAAAGAAAAGAUGAGAAAAAAAAGUAUCCUAUCUCAUUACUCUCACAAUUUCGAGGCCAAACACUUUUGCUGCCCACACGUUUAGGACAGUGUCUUCUUGCACAAUGAGCUCAGUAAGAUUCAGCACUACAGUAUCGACCCAAACCCAAGCUCUUGUCAGUUUGUAAUCAAAAGCUAUCUCUGCCCAGUAAUGUUUGUAUCAAAUAUGAGUAAUGUGUUCUUAUCAAAUACCCAGUUCUAACAACAGCAACUACUGAAGGUGUAAAGGAUUUUUAUUUGAUUUUAUUUUUUUGUACAUGUAGCAUGUUUAGUCCCUCUGAUGACACGGCUGCACUACUCCUUGUGUUGUGGUUUAAACUAAUAAAACAUCUAUGGGCUGUUUUCUGAA
Messenger RNA from Conger conger (European conger), 3034 nucleotides. It is a transcript of the gene vsnl1a, whose product is annotated as visinin-like 1a. Lineage: Eukaryota; Metazoa; Chordata; Actinopteri; Anguilliformes; Congridae. The transcript has 4 exons. Bases 316 to 891 code for a protein of 191 amino acids. The record is from RefSeq and is a predicted model, not a curated record. Gene Ontology annotation, molecular function: calcium ion binding.